Messenger RNA from Kwoniella botswanensis, 1134 nucleotides. RefSeq lists its product as uncharacterized. The coding region runs from base 1 to 1134 and encodes 377 amino acids. The record is from RefSeq and is a predicted model, not a curated record. Gene Ontology annotation, molecular function: mRNA 3'-UTR AU-rich region binding. Gene Ontology annotation, cellular component: cytoplasm; nucleus. NCBI's taxonomy places the organism in Eukaryota, Fungi, Basidiomycota, Tremellomycetes, Tremellales, Cryptococcaceae. The transcript is spliced from 4 exons. Gene Ontology annotation, biological process: 3'-UTR-mediated mRNA stabilization.
AUGGCUGAAAUCGCUCCUGAUCAAGUCUCCCCUAAGACCUCUCAAGAGGCUACCAUCCCCUCUGCCGCAUCCCCUACUACCGGCGCUAACGGUACCAACGAGAAUGGUGAACACCCCCUCUCACUUCGAUCGUUGGUCUCUACCAAAGAGGCAGGUAUCAUCAUCGGUAAAGCCGGAGCUACCAUCGCUCAUAUCAGAAAUUUGACCGGUGUCAAAGCUGGAGUAUCAAAAGUUGUACCAGGUGUACAAGAUCGUGUAUUCUCCGUUUCGGGGGAUCUCGAAUCAGUCUCUUCAGCUUAUGCAGAAGUAGCUAGACUCCUUCUUGAAACUCCUCUCUCGGACUCUUCCCUACCUCCUCCACCCGUUGGAUCAUUCACUUCUAUUCGAUUACUCAUCUCUCACAAUUUGAUGGGUACCGUCAUUGGACGAUCAGGUCUCAAGAUCAAACAGAUCCAAGACCUCUCCGGAGCAAGGAUGGUAGCUUCUAAAGAGAUGUUACCCCAAUCUACCGAAAGGGUAGUAGAAGUUCAAGGAUCAGUAGAUGCUAUCAAAACUGCUGUUGCUGAAAUUGCUAAAUGUCUCCAAGAAGAUUUCGAUAGGGGAGCCGGUACCGUUCUCUACCACCCUGGUGCGGCUGGUGAUGCCGGUGUAUUAGCUGGUGGAUUAGGUGCUCAAGCUGUUACUGGCCCCACUGGAGGAAUCAGAAGGACCUCGGUUGCUGCCGGUUUCGGUAACCCCUUCCCUACUGGUGAGAGAAGAGGUUCGGCCGUUCCCCGAGCUUCCAUCUCAGGUGCAGCUGGAGCUGGAGCUGCCUUAGCCGACAGAAGACAAUCCGAGAACCCUCCAAUCAACCUCAAUGAUCCCAACCUCAGAACUCAAAACAUCUCUAUUCCUAGUGAUAUGGUCGGUUGUAUCAUCGGUCGAGGUGGUGCUAAGAUCACUGAGAUCAGACGACUUUCCGGUUCGAGAAUCUCCAUCGCUAAAGUCCCCCACGACGAGACCGGCGAGAGAAUGUUCACCAUUCAAGGUACUCCCGAAUCUACCGAGAGAGCCUUAAUGCUCCUCUACUCUCAACUCGAGUCUGAGAAAGAGCGACGGGUUAACCAAAACCAAGAUGGCGCCGAGGCUGCUUAA